GGUGAGGAGGAUUGCUGCAGACUCCCGUUGGCCGGCUGCUUUUCAACUACCUGUAUCUUCCUUCACAGAAAGACCCAAAUUACCCGAUAAUUAUACUCAGGAUACCUGGCAAAAACUUAAUGAAGCGGUGGGAGCGAUACAAAGUAGCAUUUCUAUUAAAUACAACCUUGAAGAGCUCUACCAGGCUGUUGAAAAUCUCUGUUCUUACAGAGUCUCUGCUACACUGUACAAACAGCUGCGACAAGUCUGUGAAGAUCAUGUGAAAGCACAAAUCCUUCAAUUCAGAGAAGAUUCUCUGGAUAGUCUUUUAUUUUUAAAGAAGAUAAAUAAAUGCUGGCAAGAUCAUUGCAGACAAAUGAUCAUGAUCAGAAGCAUUUUCUUAUUUUUGGAUCGUACUUAUGUCCUUCAGAAUUCAAUGCUUCCUUCUAUAUGGGAUAUGGGGCUAGAGUUAUUUCGCAAUCACGUCAUUAGUGACAAGCAAGUUCAAAACAAGACUAUUGAUGGAAUCCUCCUGCUGAUUGAGCGAGAGCGGAAUGGGGAAGCUGUGGACAGGAGUUUGCUGCGGAGUUUGCUGAGCAUGCUGUCUGAUCUGCAGGUUUACAAGGAAUCAUUUGAACAGAGGUUUCUGGAAGAGACAAAUUGCUUAUAUGCCGCGGAAGGCCAAAGAUUAAUGCAAGAAAGAGAGGUCCCAGAAUACCUUCACCAUGUUAAUAAACGUUUGGAAGAAGAAGGUGACAGAGUAAUAACAUAUUUAGACCAUAGCACACAGAAACCACUCAUUGCUUGUGUGGAGAAACAGCUACUAGGAGAACAUUUAUCAGCUAUUUUGCAAAAAGGACUGGAUAACCUGCUUGAUGAAAAUAGAAUAUCAGAUUUGACCCAGACGUACCAGCUGUUUAGCCGGGUAAAAGGUGGGCAGCAGAUCCUUUUGCAACAUUGGAGUGAAUACAUCAAGAACUUUGGGACAACAAUAGUGGUUAAUCCUGAAAAGGACAAGGAUAUGGUGCAAGAGCUACUAGAUUUUAAGGAUAAAGUGGACCAUAUCAUAGAAGUGUGCUUUCAGAAAAAUGAAAAAUUUAUAAACUUGAUGAAGGAGUCCUUUGAAACAUUUAUCAACAAGAGACCAAAUAAGCCUGCAGAAUUGAUAGCAAAAUAUGUGGAUUCCAAGUUAAGAGCUGGUAAUAAAGAAGCAACAGAUGAAGAGCUGGAAAGAAUCCUUGACAAAAUUAUGAUCAUAUUUAGAUUCAUUCAUGGUAAAGAUGUGUUUGAGGCAUUUUAUAAGAAAGACUUGGCCAAAAGACUGCUGGUUGGAAAAAGUGCAUCAGUAGAUGCUGAGAAGUCCAUGUUGUCAAAGCUUAAACAUGAAUGUGGCGCUGCUUUUACCAGCAAACUGGAGGGCAUGUUCAAGGACAUGGAACUGUCAAAAGACGUCAUGGUUCAGUUUAAGCAGUAUAUGCAGAACCAAAGUGACCCAGGAAAUAUAGACCUGACAGUGAAUAUAUUAACUAUGGGGUAUUGGCCAACUUAUACCCCUAUGGAAGUCCACUUAAAUUCAGAGAUGAUAAAGCUUCAAGAGGUAUUUAAAACCUUUUACCUGGGAAAGCACAGUGGUCGAAAGCUUCAGUGGCAGACCACUUUAGGGCAUGCUGUCCUGAAAGCAGAAUUUAAGGAGAAAGAAUUUCAAGUGUCACUCUUUCAGACAUUAGUGUUGCUUAUGUUUAAUGAAGGAGACGAAUUCAGUUUUGAAGAAAUUAAAAUGGCCACUGGUGUAGAGGACAGUGAACUAAGGAGAACCCUGCAGUCUUUAGCUUGUGGAAAAGCACGAGUAUUGAUUAAAAAUCCAAAGGGCAAGGAUGUAGAAGAUGGAGAUAAAUUCAUCUUUAAUGGUGAUUUCAAGCAUAAAUUGUUUAGAAUAAAGAUCAACCAAAUCCAAAUGAAAGAAACAGUCGAGGAACAGGUCAGCACAACUGAAAGAGUAUUUCAAGACAGGCAGUAUCAGAUUGAUGCUGCUAUUGUACGAAUAAUGAAGAUGAGAAAGACUCUUGGUCAUAAUCUCCUUGUUUCGGAAUUGUAUAAUCAACUGAAAUUUCCUGUAAAGCCUGGAGACUUGAAAAAGAGGAUUGAAUCUCUCAUUGACAGAGACUAUAUGGAGAGAGACAAAGACAACCCCAAUCAGUACCACUAUGUUGCGUAA
This is a messenger RNA of Antrostomus carolinensis (chuck-will's-widow), 2194 nucleotides long. RefSeq names its product cullin-4A. Gene Ontology annotation, biological process: ubiquitin-dependent protein catabolic process. Gene Ontology annotation, cellular component: cullin-RING ubiquitin ligase complex. The transcript has 19 exons. The record is from RefSeq and is a predicted model, not a curated record. Gene Ontology annotation, molecular function: ubiquitin protein ligase binding. The annotation marks the transcript as partial. NCBI's taxonomy places the organism in Eukaryota, Metazoa, Chordata, Aves, Caprimulgiformes, Caprimulgidae.